This is a messenger RNA of Penicillium samsonianum, 204 nucleotides long. RefSeq names its product hypervirulence associated TUDOR domain-containing protein. Lineage: Eukaryota; Fungi; Ascomycota; Eurotiomycetes; Eurotiales; Aspergillaceae. The coding region runs from base 1 to 204 and encodes 67 amino acids. The record is from RefSeq and is a predicted model, not a curated record. The transcript is spliced from 3 exons.
AUGGUAAAGUUAUUAAACCCUGGCGACUAUGUUGGUACCAGAAUCCGCGGCGGAACGCAUGAAGGACAUGUGGAAGAGAUGAUCACGGACCAGCAACGAGCGGAAGAGGUUGGUGUGAAAAAUCCGCCAAAAGUGCGCUUCGAGAAUAAGGAUGGUAAAAUGGUGGCGCACAACCCAGACACCCUAGAAGUCAACGACACAUAA